AUGAAAACCGCGGUCGCGCUCGCUUUCCUCGCCACACUCGUUUCCCAGAUAUCCGUCGUACUCGGUGUUCCCGAAUGGUAUCAAUGUGACGGUAUCAACUAUACUGGAAGCAAAAGCAAGUCCUCGACACUUGUUAAAGUGUAA
Molecule: messenger RNA, 144 nt
Organism: Serendipita indica DSM 11827
Lineage: Eukaryota; Fungi; Basidiomycota; Agaricomycetes; Sebacinales; Serendipitaceae
Source: the annotation of a GenBank genome assembly